Talaromyces stipitatus ATCC 10500 is the source of this 677-nucleotide messenger RNA. Its product is annotated as endoglucanase, putative. Lineage: Eukaryota; Fungi; Ascomycota; Eurotiomycetes; Eurotiales; Trichocomaceae. The transcript has 2 exons. Bases 1 to 651 code for a protein of 216 amino acids. The record is from RefSeq and is a predicted model, not a curated record.
AUGAUUUUCAAUGCUAUCAUCAGCCUGACGAUCAUCGGAAUCACGUCCGCACACAUGGAGAUGAGCUGGCCGUAUCCUCUACGCAGCAAAUAUGAUCCUCAAGCAACUUCGGCCGACUACUCAAUGACGGAUCCAUUGAAGACGGAUGGCUCCAACUUUCCUUGCAAAGGCUACCACACCAAUACUCCAUGGCGCUCAAUAACCACCUACACCGCAGGACAGAAAUACAACAUCAGCCUAGCUGGUUCGGCUACGCAUGGAGGAGGAUCCUGUCAGUUGUCACUCAGCUACGACAACGGCACUUCAUUCCACGUGAUUGAGUCCAUCGAAGGGGGCUGUCCCUUGGAGUCAACAUACAACUUUAGUAUGCCCAGUGAUGUUGCUGAUGGUGAUGCUCUUUUUGCAUGGACUUGGUUCAAUCUCGAAGGAAAUCGCGAAAUGUACAUGAACUGUGCCGAUGUUACAAUUACAGGGGGCAAGGGAAGUCCUGAUUCUUUCGAGUCAGCGUACCCCGACAUGUUUGUGGCUAACACUGGAAACGGUUGCAAAACCGUAGAGAAACAAGAGAUCAUCUUUGCACAGCCAGGAGUCCAAGUAAUUUAUGGGGAGGGUGUGUCUUCGUCGAGCCCACCAUUCCCUUCUUGUUCAUAAUUGGUUUUCCAUCCCCUACAGGUUAG